Molecule: messenger RNA, 1928 nt
Organism: Micropterus salmoides (largemouth bass)
Lineage: Eukaryota; Metazoa; Chordata; Actinopteri; Centrarchiformes; Centrarchidae
Gene: zranb2
Product: zinc finger, RAN-binding domain containing 2
Exons: 10
Coding region: 98-1090 (330 amino acids)
Biological process (GO): RNA processing
Molecular function (GO): lipopolysaccharide binding; RNA binding
Source: RefSeq, a predicted model, not a curated record
GCACCACGGCGAGAAGGAGGCGCGGAGCCAACUCUUGCUGCCUGAACACACAGAGCACACCCUGCCACAGAGCCAGCCAGUGCUAACAGGCACAAAAAUGUCGGGAAAGAGUUUUCGAGUCAGCGACGGGGACUGGAUUUGUCCCGAUAAAAAGUGCGGAAACGUCAACUUUGCUAGACGAACUAGUUGUAACAGAUGUGGCAGGGAAAAAACUACAGAGGCGAAGAUGAUGAAAGCAGGAGGAACAGAGAUUGGGAAAACUCUGGCUGAGAAGAGUAGAGGCCUCUUCAGCGCAAAUGAUUGGCAAUGCAAAACAUGCGGCAAUGUGAAUUGGGCUAGGAGGUCAGAGUGCAACAUGUGUAACACACCGAAAUAUGCCAAGCUCGAAGAGAGAACAGGUUACGGUGGAGGUUUCAAUGAACGGGAGAAUGUGGAAUACAUUGAAAGGGAGGAAUCUGACGGUGAAUAUGAUGAAUUUGGUAGGAAAAAGAAAAAGUAUCGCAAGACCACCAGUACGUCUUCCUCAAAAGAAAGUGAAAAGAAAGAAGUAACAAAAGCUCCACCUCAACCUGAAGAGGAGGAGGAGGAGGAGGAGGAGGAGGAGGAAGAUGAGGAGGAGGAAGAUGGUGACCUUUCCAAAUACAAAUUGGAUGAUGACGACGACGACGAAGAUGGAGACCUUUCAAAGUACGACCUGGACGCCAGUGGUGGUGACGAUGAUGACGACGACAAGCCAGCUAAGAAAAGGGGCAGCCGGUCGGGUUCAUCCCGUUCCCGUUCAUCCUCGCGCUCCUCCAGCUCCAGUUCACGGUCGAGGUCCAGGUCCCGCUCUAGAAGCUCAUCCAGUUCCAGAUCUGGAUCUCGCUCCAGGUCCCACUCCAGAUCCAGUUCCAGGUCUGGAAAGGGCUCCUCUCCCCGGAAGAGGUCCCGCUCACCCUCCUCCUCGCCUGAGAGGGGACAGAAGCGCAGUCGCUCCAGGUCCUCAUCUGGAGAGAGAAAGCGGAGGCGUUCUAGAUCACAUUCGUCCGAAAGAUGCCGCGGCCAGUCCUCUGGAUCCUCCCAUUCUGGCUCCAGUUCAAAAAAGAAAUAACUUAAUCACAGCCUUCACAACAAGAAAAGAAGCCUAAGUACAAGUGCAUGUUGUGUUGCAAAGAAAACAACUACAUCCUUCAGUAUGCUGUUCAUUUUCAUAGAAAGUCUUAUUUCCCUCCAAAAAGACAGCGGCAACAUGACUUCUGUCUGCUGCUACCUUACGUUAUCAUUACAUGCUCCCUUCUUAAAAGCACAUACACCCCAAGCGUGGCAAGUGUAACUACAGGUGUCUAAUAUGUUCAGUCCUAUAUCAGGUUAUGUGAAGAGGCUAUGAAGUAUCCUAUUUUAAUCCCAUUCUGCUGAAUAUUUUCGUGGCAGUACAUUUUAUUCUACUCGACUGGAGAAAUUGAAGUUAACAUUUUUGAAUACUUUUUUUGGCCCUAGGAAACAUUUAAUGUUUUUUUUUUUAAACAAAUACAUUAAUUUUUAAAUAAAAGGUACUUAAGCACCAAUUAGGAAUCCCAGAGCAAUGAAUUUUGGCCCGUUUUAUUUUCUUGAUUAAUAUAUAUUUUGUUUUGUAUUUUCAAGGUAAGUAUUUUACUUUUUUUAUAUUGCUCGUGUUAAUUAAAUGGCAGUAAGUUUAACAAUCAUUGGGUUAGAUUUAAGUGUUUUUUUCUUUACACAAUUGACGCCUAUUGUACCACUUACACUUCAUCUUCAUUUGUCACUUGGGAAACUAAUAAAUUCAAGAAAUUACAGAUUUUCUUGCUUCAGAAUAAUGCAUCAAGAAUAAACAUCAUACAGUGUGUCCCGGUUUAUGGUAGAAUGUGGCAGUACAGUCUUUAUUGGUAAAAUAAGUCUAAUGUACACGUGUAAAUAAAAUCCUGUUGACAUUG